This is a messenger RNA of Oncorhynchus keta (chum salmon), 3806 nucleotides long. RefSeq names its product sialic acid-binding Ig-like lectin 11. The record is from RefSeq and is a predicted model, not a curated record. The transcript has 8 exons. Lineage: Eukaryota; Metazoa; Chordata; Actinopteri; Salmoniformes; Salmonidae. The coding region runs from base 724 to 1539 and encodes 271 amino acids.
AGCUGCAACUCAUCCAUAAAUUAAGAUCUCUACAUAUACCCAUUCCUGCCACUUCCACUCUGCCAGAACUACCGCUCUGUUUCUGUCUCCUGUUCCACAUCUCACCACCUUGCUCUGGAUUUCACUCCCCACCAUUACCUUGGAUUCCCCUCAGGACCUGUUUCCCUGUCCUGCUCAGGCAACUCCAUCCUCAUUCUACACUCCUGUUUUUUUGCACUCAUCUGAGCUACCCCGGUUCUGCACUUCAUAUUUCUCUGCGUUCAAUAAACACAUUCAUCCCGACUUCCUCUUCUGAGUCCGCUCUUGGGUUCCCCCCCUUCGCUCGUCGUAACAGCAUCAUCUAUGUUAAUGUCUAAAGUGGAAGGACAGCUCUGUAUCAGCUACUUUCAAUAUGUGCCAACCACACUGUUAGUUCCUGUUUCCACACACUGCUAGUCAGUUGAUUUACUGUACAAGUCCUUUCCACUUCACUCUGUAAGUACGUGUGACAAUAUCUAAUAACAUUGUGUUUAAUUUGAUGUUUUUAGUAAUAAACCAUAUAUUGUGAUAAUGAUAGGAUCGUUGGCCUUAACGCUAUGGUCAGAAUUAGAGGGGGAAAUGUAUUUAGAGCAAUAUAUGUAUAAUACCGUUGUGUGCUAAGUAUCAAGUGCAGUUAUUCACCAGUUAUAAAGUGUGUUUUAGUUGUCUACCGUUCUCUUUGUAAGACUGCAUGGAGAUGCAACAAUGGCAUUGAGAACAGCAGGAAGUGUGUUGAUGGUCUUUAUCUGGUCUGAAACAGUGGUACUGGGUCAGAAUGGCUGGAGGGUGACUUACAACCCUCAGAGUAUCUGUGCCUUGAAGAGGUCAACAGUGGAUCUGUCCUGCUCUUAUACAUAUCCCAGAGGUCAUACAGUCACAGGGACAUCAUGGUUCUAUAGAUGGUCUGUUGUGAAACCUCAGAAUGAUGAUCGUGUGGAGUACUAUGGGGACAGCGUGAACGACUGCACCCUGAGAAUCACAGACCUGAGAGAGAGUGACUCAGCUGAGUACUGGUUUACAUUGAGGACUCAGAUCAUACAAGGUCAUGUCUUUCAAAGUGUGAGAAGUGAGAGCUAUUCUGGCAGUCCUGGAGUCAGGCUGUCCGUCACAGGCCUGGAGGCAAAAUUUCAAACUAUAGUGACAGAGGGACAGCCUGUGACACUGACCUGUAGCACCACCUGUACUCUGACUGACAACCCCAACCCCACCUACAUCUGGAAGAAGAACAGACAACGUCUCACAAACCCAAAGACCAAAAGUAACUACCUGUACCUAGACCCAGUCAGCAGUGAGGAUACAGGCAGAUACUCCUGUGCUGUAAACGGCCAUGAGAAUCUCCCCUCUGCUGAAGAGACUCUCACUGUCAGAUAUGGCCCAAAGAGAGUGUCAGUAUCAGUCAGUCCUUCUGGUAAAAUAGUGGAGGGCAGUUCAGUGACUCUGACCUGCAGCAGUGAAGAACGUAACCUACAAGAAGAACGUAACCUCACCAAAAGCAUCAGGACAGAGUUACAGCAUCACUAACAUCAGCUCUGAGGACAGUGGAGAAUGCUACUGUGAGGCUGAGAAUACAAUUGGAGCCCAGAUAUCUACACCUCAAUUGAUCAUUGUAGCCGAGAAACAAGCUUCUGUGAAGAAUGCAUCUAUAGGAAUCAUAGUGGUUGUUCUGGUUCUCAUCCUCUGUCUCUCUGUCCUUAUGUGGUUCAGGAAGGCCUCCAAAUCCACCUCCGACACAAGAGACAGAAGAGACACAGUAGACAAUGGACAGCAAGACUCUAGUCCCGUGUAUGACAACAUCUCAGGCAUGACCCAUACUGCAGCACCGACAGUGGACACAGACAACCAGGAUAACGUUCAAUACGCCAGCAUUCAACACAGAAACCAGGAAGUGCCUGAAUACUCCACUGCCCAACCGUCUCAACCCCAGAAACAGGAGGAGGAUGUCCAGUACGCUGCUGUGAAAUUUAACCACACCAGUGCUGUUGACAUGCCAGUAGAGACCACUGGUACAGUACACUGGAAACACCAGGUUUUAGUGUAGCUGGUGAGACAUACAAAAGUAAAGAGAAAUAAGCCAAUUGUUAUGGACGAAUUGUAGGGAUAUUUUCCAACUAUUCUUCUUGUAUAAUAUGUUUGCUCCAAAAAUGCAUUUCUUGUAGAACUUCACUGACGUUUUGGUAGUUAGAAAGAGGCCUCAUGAAGACAGGACGUCAGCUCUGCAUCCCAAUUUUAGUCCCUCAGUACUUCUAGUUGGUGUCAACCACAGACAUCACAUUAUUAUUAUUUCGCACUGUCAGUAGGUCCCCUUCCACACCUGGUGACAUUAAUUUGCUACAUCACUACACCCUAGUUACACCUCCACACCUGGUGACAUUAACCAGGGUGUAGUGCUGUAGUAAAUGAAUGUCACCAGGUGUGAAGGUGGUGUAACCAGGAUGUAGUAAUGUAGUAAAUGAAUGUCACCAGGUGUGGAGGUGUAACCAGGGUGUAGUGAUGUAGUAAACACUGUCUGUGUGGGUGGACCAUUUCAGUUUGUCCGUGAUGUGCACGCCGAGGAACUUAAAACUUUCCACCUUCUCCACUACUGUCCCGUCGGUGGAUCAGGGGCUGCUCCCUCGGCUGUUUCCUGAAAUCUACGAUCUCCUUUGUUUUGUUGACAUUGAGUGUGAGGCUAUUUUACUGACACCACACUCCGAGGGCCCUCACCUCCUCCCUGUAGGCAGUCUUGUCGUUGUUGGUAAUCAAGCCUACCAUUGUAGUGUCGUCUGCAAAUUUGAUGAUUGAGUUGGAGGCGUGCAUGGCCAUGCAGUCAUGGGUGAACAGGGAGUACAGGAGAGGGCUGAGAACACACCCUUGUGGGGCCCCAGUGUUGAGGAUCAGUGGGGUGGAGAUGUUGUUUUCUACAGGUAAACAACAACUUCUACAGGAAGUCCAGGACCCAGUUGCACAGGGCGGGGUCGAGACCCAGGGUCUCGAGCUUAAUGACAAGUUUGGAGGGUACUAUGGUGUUAAAUGCUGAGCUUUAGUCGAUGAACAGCAUUCUUACAUAGGAUAUUCCUCUUGUCCAGAUGGGUUAGGACAGUGUGCAGUGUGAGUGAACAUGCACACACACACACACACUAAUGAUUAAUAUAAUAGAUCUACUGUACCUCCAGUGUUGAGGAAGGUGAUUUUUCAUUUCCCAGAGUACAUGUCAUAGUCCAACCUCUCCACCUCUCCUCCCCCUCAACUGGGCUUGGAGAAGCUAAUCUCCAGACAAUCUCUCAUUUGCUCCUCAGGCAUUGGGGGCUGGGCAUUGGAGAAGUUGGCUGUCUUUGUGGAGACAUCAAGGUGCACCUGCACAGCGACAGCCACAAACCUUGUUCACAAUGUGUCACCUUGUCAACAGUACAGCACAGCACUAAAUCAGCCAUAAAAUAAGUAAUGGUGGACAAAUGCCAGGCGAAUGGCAUCAUUUUCUUGAACGUACCCCAACUCCUAACUCAAAAUAGAUUGGAACAUGCCUUUACACUUUGUAGUAAAGACGGUUAUUCCCUAGCCUAGCACACACACAGACUCCUUGGUAAAUGAAAUCAUUAUCAGGUGUAGGAGAUUGUCUUUUAAGGGCCACUAAACACACCGAUUGGCACGUGUGUUUUUCUGUUGCUCAUUAGAAAAACAAGAUUUCAGUCUUGGAGGUGUGUUUCAUCCCCGUUUGGUUUUUGACAUUUGUCCCCCAUGAGACACUGUAGGCACAGAAUAAAAUAACCAUGAUGAUGUUUUUGCCAAGGAUGGUUUAGUUUUACAUCUAA